Molecule: messenger RNA, 4265 nt
Organism: Pocillopora meandrina
Lineage: Eukaryota; Metazoa; Cnidaria; Anthozoa; Scleractinia; Pocilloporidae
Source: the annotation of a GenBank genome assembly
AUGAACAUGUAUCUGUGGAUAUUUAAUCUCGUCUGUUCAGCUGUGUACGGCAUAAGCCGUAUUUCAGGGCCAAAUUUGAAAGCUGUUAACUUUGCCAAAGAGUUAGAAGGACAAAAGCUGAAGGGAAGCCUGAUAAAAGAAAUAGAAGUUUCUUCGGAAAGUUCUUGUCGGUUUGAGUGUGUGAAUGAAGAGCGAUGUCAAUCCUACAACUUUGGAACUUUAGAGGGCGACUCAGGGAAAUUCAAAUGUCAGCUAAGCGACUCUGAUCGAUUUGUUGGAUUUGCAAACUUUACCGAAGACGAACAUUUCAUUUACAGAGGAAUAAAGGUAAGCUUAAUCUCUUUAGGUGUAUAAAAAAAUUACUUGAGGCUCAAUGGUUGAAUUUUAUCUCUAAAAUCGAAGCUGGAUCUCUUUUUAAUGUUUUCUAACAGUGAUACACCAACCUUGCUCUAACUUAUAUAAGUCAUCAAAGUUUUCUAAGAAUCUUGCAGCAACCUGGUGGGAAAUUUGCUGAUGUCUACGUCAGGGAAAGAAACUUGGUAGAACCGUGAUAACCAAAAAAAGUGUGACCUUGACAAAAAGUACUAAAACUAUUUUAAGGAAAUAAUUUUUGCAAUGAAGAGCUGGUAAUCGAGUUUGUACAAUAGGAGAAAUAGACCCGGCUUUGUUUUUGAUAUAAAUCCUGCUGAUAAAGAUUCCAUUGUUUUUUCCCAUCCGUACAUCAAUCGAUUUAUGGAAGUUUUGCCCCGUCACAAGUUCGCCCCCUUAAAGCAAAACAAGUUUACCCCAAAUCUUUCAGCGCUUAGUUUUAAAGCAAGCCAAGCUUUCUAAUUGAUAAAAUUUUCUGCCGUCGUCAGCCCAAAUAAAGAGCGCGACAUAUUUUUUUGUUGGUCACAAAGUACAACUUUGAUGGUUUCGUUCGGGUUGUUUUUGAAUACUCCUUAUGCGAUCAACACGAUGCACAGCUGAGGCCGUAGGAUGUUUUUCGGAAACCAAAAUCAAAAGUUAAAUAACGUGGGUAAUAAUAAGCCUUCAGGGCUCAAAAAAUUCUGCGCAACUCGAAAAAUAUCCCGCGUAUUAGAUAUGAAACCAUCGAAUAAAGUGUGUGUUUUUUUAGGGCCGUUACUCUUACAUAUUUAAAAGGAAUUUAAAAAAACCCGAAAAGUUAAGUUUUAGUUUAGUAGGAAUAACGAUGAAUCAAUGAUAGUUAUGAAAUAUUUCCGAGGUGGCUAUUAAUUAUGAAUGCGGAAAACAUUCUGAUGGCAUCAGUUCGUUGUACUGUAAACCUCUAGCUAUAGAUAAAACUUUUACGUUUCUACCUUCUAAUUUCUGUUUAUAUUCUGAGUUUUUUUUCUUUUAAAAUUUAAUACAUGAUUGAUAAGAGGCAGUAAGUUUUCAGCUAUCGAGAGGAGGCUCCAGAGGGUUUUUGUUCGAUGUUGGCGGGCGCGCUAGCAUAUUGUUUUUCUAAAAAUUUCUGUUUUCGCUUUUCUAUAUCUCUAAAAGUCAUCAAAAGGGCGAUGAGCAAGGCUAGGACUAUCGUUUGCUGUAGUAAAUCUUAUCAAAAUGAUAUUCGACAUUGAGCUAAGGCUGCACCGAGGGAGGCGCUUGUCAGUGAUAAUUUUUGGCUUUGCCUUUGAUUUUGUUCAAUUUGCUACUGUGAAACCUCUCAAAAUUUUCACAAUCUGUGAAAUUUGUCCCGCCGAUCAUUUAAAAGCCGAAAUUUUCCUUGCUAUGAAUUAUGAAUUAUGAAUUUUUUUGUCAACAGGUACUAGGAAAGGUGCAAAUAUGUUAAACGGCCCAGCAAAUCUAAGGAAAUUCCAUCAAAGGAAACGCGAUAAAUCCUGCUCGAAAGAUCCCUAUUUUCUUUGGCGCAAAACAGUACGUAUUGGAAUAGAACUUCGCCAAGAUCUGUAUCUGAGCAUGCGUAAACGGUAUUUUCUUUUCGGUUGACUACUUUUUCAGGCACAAAAGGCUUCGAAAUGUUACGGGUGCAGUUGCCGGAAACCCUAGAUUCCAUUACAUAAAAACUGUUUAACUGUUUUUAACCAUGCCUUUUCAGAUAACAAUCGGGCGAUCGUAUCUAGCCGCCAUGUUUGUUAUGCAUGUUGACACAUUUUAGCUCGCGCUAUGUUCGCACCCAGAUUCCAGGCGGUCAAAAAACUCCAUGGAGCCCUCUUAAACGAAAAAACCUGCCAUCAUCCUUUUGAUAUCUCUUUGUAUAAUGAUUUUUUUUCUUAAUUUUUAGAGCACCUGCGAGGAAGAUAAUCCUUGCAAGGAGAAUGAGAUUUGUGUUGUUGACUACAAAUCGAACACUCCUGUUUGUAAGUGUAUUAGAGGUAAGUGGAGAUCUGUUCGGGGAAAGACAAAAACAACAAACAACUCUAAGAGAGGGACAUACUGAAAAUGCCGAGGAAAGAUAAAACGGGUAGAUUAGCACCAGCUGAGGCAAGGGUACGAAAGAUCAAGGAUGUAACUCCCAUUACAAAAACAUCUAGAGAGAGAGAGAGAGAGAGAGAGAGAGAGAGAGAGAGAGAGAGAGAGAGAGAGAGAGAGAGAGAGAAUAAAUAUUUUUUGUUAUCGUUAAAGUGUUUUACCUUUUUUUCGUUAUUUCUAGAUUGCCCUGCCAAGAACUGUCUUGACUAUUAUCAAAAUGGUUCCAAAACCGACGGUUUGUACUGGGUUUACCCUGAUGAAGAACACUAGUGAUCCCUUUCUAAAGUGCUGUGUGACAUGACAACUGAUGGUGGAGGAUGGACCACCUUUCAAAGGCGCAUGAAUGGCUCCGUAGACUUUUAUGUCGACUGGGAAUUAUACAAAAAGGGCUUUGGAAAUCUGAAGGGCGAGUUUUGGCUCGGAAACGAUUAUAUUCACCGUCUGACUGCAUCUGCCAGCAUGGUGUUUCGAAUUGAUAUGGAGGAUUACGAAGGCGACCGACGAUUUGCCUGGAGAAGAAGAUGGAGAGAGACCGCGUAUCAGUUAAGAAUCACAAGACACGACUUUCGCUGGUGAGGCCGACGAAAGCGAUGGUUAUCGGGUGACAAUCGAUGGAUACCGAGGCACCGCAGGCAGAGAGAGAGAGAGAGAGAGAGAGAGAGAGAGAAUAAAUAUUUUUUGUUAUCGUUAAAGUGUUUUACCUUUUUUUCGUUAUUUCUAGAUUGCCCUGCCAAGAACUGUCUUGACUAUUAUCAAAAUGGUUCCAAAACCGACGGUUUGUACUGGGUUUACCCUGAUGAAGAACACCCCUUUCAAGUGCUGUGUGACAUGACAACUGAUGGUGGAGGAUGGACCACCUUUCAAAGGCGCAUGAAUGGCUCCGUAGACUUUUAUGUCGACUGGGAAUUAUACAAAAAGGGCUUUGGAAAUCUGAAGGGCGAGUUUUGGCUCGGAAACGAUUAUAUUCACCGUCUGACUGCAUCUGCCAGCAUGGUGUUUCGAAUUGAUAUGGAGGAUUACGAAGGCGACCGACGAUUUGCCGAGUACACGACUUUCGCUGUGGCCGACGAAAGCGAUGGUUAUCGGGUGACAAUCGAUGGAUACCGAGGCACCGCAGGCGAUUCAUUGGCUUCCCAUCCUAGGUCUAUCAGGUAUGUUGCAUUGCAGCUUUUUGCACUUUGCUCUUUGAAUGACCAGUAAUAUAAGGGUAGUUGAGGACUGCUGGAAGUCGAGGAUCCCUACUCUUAAGCUGGUCAGCUUUUUUUUACAUAUAACAAAUCUAAGCUGAAGUAUCGCAUCCCGGAUGCUUCAUCGCCGAUCAGUUAUUUCAACUUCCAGUUUAUUGCUAACCAGGAUUGCUUGUUUCAACAAGAUGACAUCCAAUUCAUGUUGACACCAUUAACCUAAAAAAACAUGUGUACUUGCUUACAACUCCAUUUUUUCAAACUUUCCUGAUAGGGGAAUCUUUUUAUGUGCAUUGCUGACAAUUAGUGCUCCUUACAUAUUUCCCACCAUGCAGUGCAAUCUGCACUUUACUGACUAUGAUAUGCUGCUAGAAACAUUGCUUCCUCGCUUUUUCUCAGUUUCUUACGAUAUGCUUUUGAUAUCUUAGAAACAUGAGGUUUACAACCAAAGACAAAGAUAACGACGCUAGAACUGGCGGAAACUGUGCGUUAACCUAUAAAGGUGGCUGGUGGUAUAAUGGCUGCCAUAACGCCAAUCCAAAUGGUUUGUACAAAGGCGGAGGUAACGCACAGGGUAUUACAUGGAGUACAUUUCGAGGACAAGGAUAUUCUUUAAAGCACACCGAGAUCAAAAUUCGACCAGCAUGA